UCAGACCGCGAAGGCUCACCAAAAAGUCGUCGUCACGUUCAGUUAGGACAUCUCUUCGGCAGCAGAGUUUGCUUCUACUUAAAGCAACAGAGAGAAAAGCACACUCCCACAAACUAAAAAUUCUCUGCACCACCACCGUCAUUAAUCUGAUCUCGCAAGAAAUCCACCAGAAGUUCCGCCGACAAUGGCGUCUCCGCUGCGUCUCCUCCUCCUCCCACUAUUUCUUUCCUGCAUUGUUUUGUUGAGCCACCAGGUCAAAUGCGAUGGAGUAGAUGAGGAAGAUAGUCUUCUUCAAGGCAUCAACAGCUAUAGGGCUUCCACCUUGAAUUUAACGGCCCUUACAAAGAAUGCCAACGCAGAGUGCCUUGCCAAAGAGAUAGCUGAGCAAUUCAAAAGUCAACCCUGUACAAACACAACAGGGUCCAACACAGUACCAGGCACUGAACCUAAUUUUCCUGACUAUCCAAAACUUUUAGCUAAAUGCCACUUGAAUGUCUCUAACACAAGAGAUGGGGUCGUAAUGCCUGCUUGUGUUCCCAGCCUCGUUCCUAGUCUGGUCCUUACCAACUUCACACAGUCUCAGUACUCUGAUAAUCUUAACGACACUAAGUUUACCGGAAUUGGAAUUGGCUCUGAAGAGAACUGGAUUGUUGCUGUCCUGACCACGAGCACACCAGAAGGAAGCUUUGUGACAGCACAAAGUUCACCAGAUGCGCAAGAUUCCGCCAGUUCAGCUUCCAAGAUCAGUCUGGUUCCCUACUUGCUAUUUCUGCUAAUGGGUUUUAUCUUUCAUUAGUAAACCAAGAGGAUCUCCAUACAGUUCAUAUUUUCUUGGCUAUUGCUGCAUUUACGGAGAAAUCUCAAGCAAAGGUUGCUAUAAGAUAAGUUUUCUGCUUUUUCGACACAAGAGAUGCAUAAAUUUCCAAUGACAGCUGCUUUGUUGGUGGAAAGAUUAUUUCAUUCUUGCAUAACUUGAUGUGUCCUGUAACUGAUAGUAUCACCGUUGUUAUUGAGCUUUCAAUUUUCUGUAGUUUUGUGGUAGAAUGCAUGAACCGUGCUCAUUUUCUUCGUUGUCAUCAGUAUUUAAAUAAAUUUGCACUCCGUUAUAUUA
Molecule: messenger RNA, 1111 nt
Organism: Pyrus x bretschneideri (Chinese white pear)
Lineage: Eukaryota; Viridiplantae; Streptophyta; Magnoliopsida; Rosales; Rosaceae
Exons: 2
Coding region: 185-796 (203 amino acids)
Source: RefSeq, a predicted model, not a curated record